This is a messenger RNA of Capsicum annuum, 2213 nucleotides long. RefSeq names its product 3-ketoacyl-CoA synthase 11. Bases 465 to 1997 code for a protein of 510 amino acids. Gene Ontology annotation, biological process: fatty acid biosynthetic process. The record is from RefSeq and is a predicted model, not a curated record. The transcript is spliced from 2 exons. Gene Ontology annotation, cellular component: membrane. Gene Ontology annotation, molecular function: acyltransferase activity, transferring groups other than amino-acyl groups. NCBI's taxonomy places the organism in Eukaryota, Viridiplantae, Streptophyta, Magnoliopsida, Solanales, Solanaceae.
GCAGGGCCCCUUACUUUUUACUUAUUACUUAUAAAUAAUCAAAUAACUGUACCAUUUUGAAAACCAUCUCAAGUGUAGUGCUUUGAGUAUUCUACUUUCAUUGAGGCUGGUAUUUUCUUAGCUUUUUUAGUUCCAUAAAUGGCUGUUUUCGUAUGUUUUUUUUUUCCCUUUAGAGGAGCCUUGGAGUAAUAAUGUUGCUGCCAAGUGAUAAGGAGUCUCAAGCCGUGGAAACAGCCUCCGACAGAAAUGCUGAGAGGUUGUUUGAUUGUUCUUGAUUAUUGUUGCCCCUUUGUUAUUGACACUUACGUUGUAAAAAUUCAAUCUUGGCUGCUCCUACAAAACUAAAAGUUUGGGGUAAGUAAAAUUUUGUAGGUAAAUAUUAACCUUAAAUAUAUCCAUUCUUUGAUUAUAGGAUUAAACUGCCCUUGAACUUUUUGAUUUUGGGUUGUUACAAUUUCAUCAAAAUGAAUGAAUCCAAGCCAGAAACACCAAAUCCAUCUUCAAAUUCAAGAAAGCUUCCUGAUUUCAAACAAUCUGUUAAACUGAAGUAUGUUAAACUUGGAUAUCAUUACCUUAUUACUCAUGGAAUAUACCUGUUUUUGUCACCUCUAGUUGUUAUAGUUGCUGCUCAACUCUCUACAUUUUCACUCAAUGACCUUUAUGUUCUAUGGGAUCAACUUAGGUUCAAUCUCAUAUCUGUUGUCAUUUGUUCCACCCUUUUGGUCUUUUUGUCUACUGUCUAUUUCAUUACUCGUCCUAGCCCGGUCUACCUCGUAAAUUUCUCGUGUUAUAAACCCGAUGAUGCGAGGAAGUGUACAAGGGAGAAAUUCUUGGAUAUGUCUAGGAAUGUUGGAGCGUUUUCGGAUGGAAAUCUUGAGUUUCAAAGGAAGAUUGUUGAAAAGUCUGGUCUUGGUGAUUUAACUUACCUCCCUGAAGCUGUGACUAAUGUACCACCAAAUCCUUCUAUGGCUGAAGCAAGAAAAGAAGCUGAGGCUGUCAUGUUUGGUGCAAUGGAUGAGCUUCUUGCUAAAACCUCUGUUAAGCCUAAGGAUAUUGGAAUUUUAGUAGUGAAUUGUAGUUUGUUUAACCCGACCCCUUCGUUGUCUGCAAUGAUUGUUAACCAUUAUAAACUUAGGGGGAACAUUAUUAGCUAUAAUCUUGGUGGAAUGGGUUGUAGUGCUGGUUUGAUCUCGAUUGAUCUUGCUAAAGAUCUUCUUCAAGUCCAUCGCAACACUUAUGCUUUGGUGCUUAGCAUGGAAAACAUCACUUUGAAUUGGUAUUUUGGUAAUGAGAAAUCUAUGCUCCUUCCGAAUUGCUUAUUCCGGAUGGGAGGUGCUGCUGUGUUGCUCUCAAAUAAAAGAUCUGAUCGAAGAAGAUCAAAAUACCAACUUGUCCAUACUGUUAGAACACACAAGGGUGCUGAUGAUAAGUGUUUUACAUGUGUUUACCAAAUGGAAGACUCCGAUGGAAAAGUUGGAGUCUCGCUGUCAAAGGAGCUGAUGGCAGUAGCUGGCGAUGCUCUAAAGACAAACAUCACAACAUUGGGUCCUCUUGUGCUUCCUAUGUCUGAACAGUUUCUUUUCUUUGCCACAUUGGUGGGGAGGAAGCUAUUGAAGAUGAAAAUAAGGCCUUAUAUUCCCGAUUUUAAGUUGGCAUUUGAGCAUUUUUGCAUUCAUGCUGGUGGAAGAGCUGUACUGGAUGAACUAGAGAAAAACCUCCAGCUUUCUGAUUGGCAUAUGGAGCCUUCAAGAAUGACACUUAACCGAUUUGGGAACACUUCAAGCAGCUCCCUUUGGUACGAAUUGGCCUACUCGGAAGCCAAAGGAAGGAUCAGGAGAGGAGACCGAACGUGGCAAAUAGCAUUUGGUUCAGGAUUCAAGUGUAACAGUGCAGUUUGGAAGGCUUUGAAAACUAUAAAUCCAGCCAAGGAGAAGAGUCCUUGGAUGGAUGAGAUUCACCAGUUCCCUGUUGAUGUUCCAAAGGUUGCAAGAAUCUAACAGCUUAAUGGAACUUAAAAAUUAGCCAAGUGUUUACUAAAUGUGUACAAGUUAAAAUCUUCAUCGAAGUACUAUGAUUAUAGGAGGCAUGUUUAGGGUAGUCCUUUUUUUUUAAAUGAUAAGGGUAGUCCUUUUGUUGCCUCCAAAAGUAAUCCUUAGCUGAUCCGAUUUGUGAGUUUCCAUAAGAUUUAUGAAUACUGAAGUAUUUGUUUUAAA